This is a messenger RNA of Myxocyprinus asiaticus (Chinese sucker), 3279 nucleotides long. It is a transcript of the gene dok7a, whose product is annotated as docking protein 7a. NCBI's taxonomy places the organism in Eukaryota, Metazoa, Chordata, Actinopteri, Cypriniformes, Catostomidae. Gene Ontology annotation, molecular function: protein kinase binding. Bases 29 to 2581 code for a protein of 850 amino acids. The transcript is spliced from 13 exons. Gene Ontology annotation, biological process: neuromuscular junction development; positive regulation of protein tyrosine kinase activity. The record is from RefSeq and is a predicted model, not a curated record.
GGGCGCGCGCAGCUGUCAUGAGGGGAAGAUGAGCGAUACCGUAAUCGCUGAGGGAGCCGUUAAAAUCAGAGACGGUAAAAAAUGGAAGAGUCGCUGGCUCGUUCUGCGCAAACCCUCACCGGUGGCAGAUUGCUUGGUGAUGCAUGUGUAUAAGGAACGCGGUGUGAAGGAAAGGAGCAGCGUGACUCUAGAGCACAUCUGCGGUCUGGAGGCACGUGUCGACAGUGACGGCAUUCCCUUCACCCUCUCCAUCCUGUGUCUGACUCAAACGGCAGUGCUCGGCUUUGAUAGCAAAGAGGCAUUACAGAGCUGGGACCUGCGACUGCGCUACUGCCUCGGGGAAGUCCACAGUUUCAGUGUCUCUGUGCUUCCGGGCACUAAACUGGAAAGCGGCCCUGCUACUCUACAUUUAUGCAACAAUCUUCUGGUCCUUGCUAAAGACCUGCUGCCGGUAGUCAUCGGCCACUGGAACCUGCUGGACCUGCGGCGAUAUGGCCCAGUGCACAACGGUUUUGUGUUUGAGGGAGGGGCACGCUGUGGAUACUGGGCUGGCGUGUUCUUCCUGUCCUGUGCCGAUGGCGAGCAGAUCAGUUUUCUGUUUGACUGUGUUGUUCGUGGUAUUUCUCCAUCCAGAGUCCCAUUUGGAUUGAAGCCACUGCUGCCAGAACCCAAUGUCAGUGCCGCUUCAGUACAGGACAGACUAAACCAUGAAGCUGAAGAGCUGGAACGGAGGCUUGAUCUGCUGUCUCAAAGCACAGCGUCCAGCUCCAAUGUUGGCUCCUCAGUGGCUGGAGAUGACCGCAGCAUAUCUGGGUCAUCUGACACCUCGGACGCCAGCCAAUCAAAUUGCACAAUUAGGCACUCGACCGGUUGUCUCCGAGUCCCACUGGAUCCAGUUCACUCAAGGAAGCUUAAGGAGACUGACCGACAGAACUCAUCCGACAGUGGAAUUGCAACGGGAAGCCACUCUUCUUUCACUGGAAGCUUCUCCUUCUAUAGUGGCAUUCUGGAAGCUCCAGGUCAAGGGGAGGAGUAUGGCAUGCUGCUCAACAUACCACCACCUGUGAACCCGGAGAAGCACUUGUGCACCUGCCCACCCUGCCCUACCAAUGAUUACCAGGUGCCCUUGUCUCUGCGAUACCUGUACGACACUCCUCGCAGUUUGCUGGAGAUUGGGAGGACUUCUGAAGACACCAGAGACAGAAGUAGAUCUAAAAAUGAUACUGGACUUGUAGACUGGGGACAGACUGAGCAGUCAGUCAGGAAGCAGUCUGAAUGUCCCAGCCAAUCAGAUUCAGGCCCAGUCCUGAUCUAUACUGACAGGAUAGAAGAGACACUGAGAACUCUAGAGCUUGAUAGAGAAGAGGGUCUUAAGACAAAGGAGGAGCUAUAUGAAGAAAAGGAGCCCAAGAAAGGGGAGGUGUCUCAGAGAUCAUCUUGUAGUAAGAGCUGCUGUGACUGUGCAACCUGUUUACCUCUUCCUGUUGCCUCCAAAUCACUGUUCACUACCUGCCCCAACUGUGGAGGACUCAAGGGGGCACUUCUGCCUCAACCUGGAGUCACUUUUAAGCCUACUGUGCCAGGUAAGUACAGACACACUCUCAGAGCUUCAGGUGUUACCUCGGCAGGUGAACAUUCAGAAAUGCUUGCUAGUGAUGUCACUAGUCAACCAACCAAUCAGAAGCUAGAAGUGAUCAGAGAGUCCUGUCCAUCUUUGCCCAAUCACGACACAUGGAAGCAAUCUCCUGAAUGCAUACUGACCAAUGAGGAGGGAGGAUCUGACGGCUACAUUUCCUGUCUGUCUGAUCUUCUGGCACACUACGGACCUACCGGGAAAUCAGACCUGCGGUCAGUAAAUGGCAGCAGUUAUGAGCCGAUGUCGCCGUCUGUGGUGCCUGUAGGCUCUGAGUGCAGGCGUCCCGCUCACAGCAUACCCAGUCUUCUCUAUGAGAACUGCCUCCAGUGCAGGAGAGGAGAGGGCAUGAGUCAGCUUCGCAAACCAACCCCUCCAUCCAGAGACGUUUUUCCCCAGGAACAAGAACGCUUCCGUCAGGAACAGAGUGGAGGACUGUCUGAAGAAUAUCUGAGAAUAUCUGAAGAAGAUAAUAGACAGAGGAUUUGUGUAGAGAAAGGAAGAACAGAUCCUGCCUAUGAAAUCAUGGACAGUCGAGUGACGGAGAGGAGCUUUGAGUCAGAGAAGAGGAGCAGGAAUGAGCUAAUGGCGAGUUGUAGUGGAUCACAGUUUGGCUCUCAUCAUUUCACUGAUGGUGGAGUGUUUGCAUUUCCUGUGGACGGCUCGGCAGCAGCUGACAGGCCGAGGGGAGACACAGUAACAUACGUGAACAUUCCCACUAGCCCCACAUCCAAGAAACAGUUGCAUUACAUGGAACUAGAGCUUCAGGAGGCCAUCACAGCCAUCAGAGGGAAAAGCUCCAGUAAAUAUGCUCAGAUUGACAUAGCGGCAACUGAGGCGGCUCACAGAGCUGGUACCCAGCAUGCUCUGGUGCGAGAGGAAGGGCUGCAGAGACCUGAAAAGAGGAGGAGUGCCUCAGUGAUGACAUCAUCAUCAUUACAGCAAUAAAGACGCAUCAGUCAUCUCCUCCAUCAGGAAUGAACUGAAAGACUCAUAUCUAUAGAGUGCUCAUGUCUCACAUUGGCAAAAUUGACCAAGAUACCUGCAACAGUCAAGAGCUACACACAUAUACACACUUCUAUUGUUUUUAAAGCUAUGCUUUUUUCUAUGUUAAAAUACUUGCUCCUAUCCCAGUUUAAUAUGUAGAGACAACAAUAAGUAAGCCAGUUUUAUAGUAUAAUUGUUAUUCCGUAUCAAUUAUGGUAAAUUUUGGUCAACUUAUUUUUUGUGAAGAGAUUUGCACAUUACUGUUGUUAAUUAGACUAUUAUUGUACCAUAACAAACAGUUGAAUUACAGCCAAAAUACGCUGGAUUCGCAGGCAGCAGUUACAUUGAAUUUUGUAUCAGUUAGCAGGAAAGCUAAAGACAAAUGAGCUCAUUUGCAAUUGUCCAUGAAAUGAAUUACCGACUUAGAAACAACCACACAUCUCAAUAAUCAUCCUUCCUACAUUUAUCAAUGUGUUGAGCACCAACUGCAAAACUGAUCUAAUUCAAUGGGAUUUUACACAAGAUCUCAGUGUAUUUAGCUCAGGAUGGCAUAGAUCAAACUAUGUUUCUGUUUUUCUAGCAGUGUGAGUUUGAGACCAACGUGUACUCACUGUAGCAUGCCAGUGCAUUCAGUUUAGUGUGCGUGUAGCUAUUUUCUA